Grammomys surdaster is the source of this 1384-nucleotide messenger RNA. RefSeq names its product interleukin-3 receptor subunit alpha-like. The transcript is spliced from 9 exons. The record is from RefSeq and is a predicted model, not a curated record. Lineage: Eukaryota; Metazoa; Chordata; Mammalia; Rodentia; Muridae. Gene Ontology annotation, cellular component: membrane. Gene Ontology annotation, molecular function: protein binding; cytokine receptor activity. Bases 90 to 1223 code for a protein of 377 amino acids.
GCGACCCCUGACCUCUCCCGCCGCGACCCCCGGCGGCGGCGACCCCGCAGGCCCCACCCCUGUGGUCAGAUCCUGUUCCAGUGUCCAUCAUGGACUCCGCCCUGUGGCUGCUGCUGGGGGGCGUGGCCUGCACACUGACUUUGGAGCAAGCCAUCAAUAUCGAGACCACGGCCCCGCCCAUCAGGAACCUGCGAAUCAACCCUGCCCAGCAAAUGCUGACCUGGGAGCUGGAGGGCGGGGCCUCCUCCUCAGGGAUGACAUUCAUAUGCCAUAAGGAUGGGCGGAACGCCAGGAUAGACCUGGAUGGCCAGCUCCAGUGCUCCUUCCAGUCAGUCUCACUCUGUCACGUGACCAACUACUCAGUCUUCCCAGAGAAGCACGAAGACAUGGUUGCCUCUAUCCUGUUCCCGACCUCGGACCCCAACCGCGGGGCGGCCGCCCGGGACCUGCACUGCUGGGUGCAUGACGUGCAGCGGAUGACGUGUCGCUGGGGGCGGGGCCCCGCGGCGCCCGAGGACGUGCGCUACCGGAUGUUCUGGCGGGAUGCCGAGGAGGGCCCUGAGCAGGACCGCGAGUGCCCGCACUAUGACCUCCGCGAGCGCGGGGCUAACCUGGGCUGCGUCCUGGACGACGUCCCGCUGCUGGAGAACCUGAUGAUGGUGACCGUGAAGGGCAGCAGCGGCGCGGGCGCCGUGUCCUGCAGCGACACCGCCGUGAAUCUGGGGUUUGUGGAGAUCCUGACCCCGCCCACGCUCACGGCCGAGUGCAACAGCUCCGAGGCGCAUGUGCAGUGGGCCAUGCAGAGCAAGUUCAACACAGGUUUCGAAUACAAGCUGCAGUACAACCAAAGCUCACACCCGGAGCCACAAGAGCAGCCGCUCAACGUCCCACACUUCCGGCUCCUGAACCCGGGCACGGUCAGCUUCCGGGUCAGUGCGACAUUGGUGACAGGCGGGAAGCCCAGCCCCUGGAGCAACACGCAGCACCUGGGUGAGGCCACGCCCCAGGUGGCCAUGCCCCUGGGAGUCCCCGCCCAUGAUCCGUCACCCUCACUUCCUGUUCCACCAAUGAUAUCAUUCCUUUGCCACACCCCCUCCAUUUGCCAUGCCACCACGCAGCCCCGCCUUCAUGAAUCCCCGCCCCCCAGUUCCUGUUCCUCUGAUGACAUCACUUUUGGGUUCCAGCCAAGCCCAGCCCACCUGCUGUCACUCCCAUGUCCCUAAGUUCCGCCUCUUUCCGUAGCCCCGCUCCAACAAAGCCCCACCCCCAACAUCUACUCUCACUGUUUCUCACAAUGACAUCAUUUCCUGGCUCCCGGGACCAUGAAACGCCCACCUGAUGCCAUUUCCUGGUCCCCUGACCACGCCCCCUCCCCUUUGCUCCG